AUGUCUUUUGACUUUGAACGAAAAUACAUCAAAAGCACAGAUCGUGUUUUUAUCGUUAAACAAAUACUUGAUAUUACACCAAAUCUAUCACACCUUAAAAUUGACUGGGAAGAUUUUCGUCAUUGUUCAAAAACAUAUUCAAAUAUAAAACAUUUACAUCUCGUAUUAGAUCGAAUAUAUCCCGAACCUAAAAAAUAUUUUAAUAUUCGUCGAUUAACUCAAUUAACACCUCAUCUACAUUCUCUCGAAACAAGCAAUGCAAAUAUAAUGUUCUAUGAACAUCUUCUUGGAUUUGUUUUGGAAAUUAUUCGUCAAUUUCAUCAAUUAGUAUAUUUAAUACUAAAUAAGGAUGGUCGUUAUCCAGCCAAAGAAGAAAUCAAAACAACGUUCAAAGAAAAAUUAAUAGCAACUGGACAUAAUCAAUCAUUUGAUUGUAACAAUAUUCGAAUAGAAUUCUCUCACUUGAAUGAACUAUAUAUUUGGCUUUAA
This is a messenger RNA of Rotaria sp. Silwood2, 489 nucleotides long. Lineage: Eukaryota; Metazoa; Rotifera; Eurotatoria; Philodinida; Philodinidae. The record is from the annotation of a GenBank genome assembly.